Molecule: messenger RNA, 1002 nt
Organism: Microsporum canis CBS 113480
Lineage: Eukaryota; Fungi; Ascomycota; Eurotiomycetes; Onygenales; Arthrodermataceae
Product: RING finger domain-containing protein
Exons: 4
Coding region: 1-1002 (333 amino acids)
Biological process (GO): protein monoubiquitination; protein polyubiquitination
Molecular function (GO): ubiquitin protein ligase activity
Source: RefSeq, a predicted model, not a curated record
AUGAGAGCAUUAUCUAUCGUAUAUCACAGACAAGUCGAGUCGUCAACUUGUCAUGCCGCAAGUCUUUCAGUCCCUCGAGAUCUUGAAAUCUUUCAAAGUCUUUCAAGCUUGCAUUCAAUUUCGAAUAUAAUAUCACGUGAUAUGCAUAUCGAAAUCCCAAAGAGGAAAUUCUCGACUUCGACUUCAGCUUUUCCCAUGUUUUACUCGAGUAUGGCCCGGGAUGUGGAGGGGAGUCAGGAUGUACUUUGCAAGAUGAUAGCAGAUGUCCAUCGGGACGACCAAGGCGAGCCAUGCGUGAUCUGCCUGGACAAGGUCGAAAAAGCCGGCACUGCGAUCCCAUGUAAACACGCCAAUUUCGACCUGCAGUGUCUUUUGAUAUGGCUGGGACAACGCCCUGCUUGUCCGCUGUGUCAAGCGGCCGUGACUGGAGUGAAGUACGAGGAGAAGAUAGUCUGGAUACCAACUUCUCCGCCUGCUGCUAGUAAAGAAGGGGGCCCCAGCCUUAGACAUAUACGCAGACAGCGAAUACAGCACUCUGGCCCCCGUGCCCGUGUAGAGGUGGACUCUGCACUGUUGCGUCGCCGACAUGUAUACCGCCAUCAACUGUAUAGCCUACGGGUGGGUUCGAACAGAUACUCCCGGUAUCGUGAGCUCACGCCUCGGAUGAUUGACCGGGAUGGCAACCUGCUCUCCCGGGCUCGGAGAUGGAUCCGGCGUGAGCUGCAGGUGUUUACCUUUUUAAACCAGCCGGAUCAAGAUAGAGAGAGAGCUGGUGUAAGGAUUGGAAACCCAGAGUACCUGCUCGAGUACAUCAUUGCCCUUAUACGCACGGUUGACAUGAAGGGCAGCGCAGGACAGGCAGAAGAGCUGUUACGAGACUUCCUGGGCAGGGAGUAUGCCUCACUGUUCCUACAUGAGCUGCAGUCCUGGAUGAGGAGUCCGUUUGAGACUCCGCGGGAGUGGGAUGCAACUAUUCAGUAUGAUGAACGUGGAAUAUCAUGA